AUACCAUAAAUUGGGGUUGUGAAUUAAGCAACAAACAGCUUUUUUGCUUCUUUCUUUCUCUGUCUCUCUCACACACACACAUCACAUUUGUAUGAUUGUAUCUAUCUAUCUUUCCUUUUUAGCUCUAGUAGUCCUUUUGCAACCAGCAAAAUCUUCUCUGAAAUUUUUCUAUAUUUGAUUUUAACUUCUAGGUGUUUCCCUCUUCAAUCUUCUGUUGAUUUGUGUGUGUGUUGAUCUAAGGAGAUGGUGAGAGGGAAAACACAGAUGAGGCGUAUAGAGAACGCCACGAGCAGGCAAGUCACUUUCUCUAAGCGUAGAAAUGGGCUGCUCAAAAAAGCUUUUGAGCUUUCAGUUCUGUGUGAUGCUGAAGUCGGAUUGAUUAUUUUUUCUCCAAGAGGAAAGCUCUAUGAAUUUGCCAGCUCUAGCAUACCGGAGGUACUCGACCGCUAUAAGAGACAUACUAAAGACAAAGUUCAACCUGAUCAAAUUCAAUCUGUCGAAGACAUCCAGCAUACGAAGCAAGAGACAGCAAGUUUGAUGAAGAAGAUAGAGCUCCUUGAAUCAUCUAAAAGGAAACUCUUGGGAGAUGGUUUAGGGUCGUGCAGCCUUGAAGAAGUGAAACAAAUAGAGAAACAAUUGGAGCAGAGUGUCGGCAUUAUUAGGGCUCGAAAGAUGCAAGUCUAUAGGGAACAAAUGGAAAGAUUGAAAGAAAAGGAGAAAACCCUUUUAGCUGAAAAUGUGAUGCUGAGGGAGAAGUUCGAAGGGCUUGAAGAUAGAAGAAAAUCAAGCAGACAGACGGAAGAUGUAAUAUGUAUUUCUGGUGGUGGUAGCGAUAAAUCAGAUGUAGAGACUGAAUUGUUUAUCGGACCACCUCAUGACUCCAGAAUAACGCGUCCCUUGCUCAAUUGAUCCUAUGUGUAUACCUGAUCAAUUAUCCCCUUUUUUGCAGUUUAAUUAAGAACAAAUUUAAAUUUUGAGCAAUUAUCAAAUACUUACUACUAACUAAUUAAUAUUCUCAUAUGCUAAAUGAUUUUGGUGUAUGAGUGGCUUUCUCUUUAAGAUGGAAUUUUACUUUGAUCC
Capsicum annuum is the source of this 1080-nucleotide messenger RNA. Its product is annotated as MADS-box protein SOC1. Gene Ontology annotation, molecular function: DNA-binding transcription factor activity, RNA polymerase II-specific; protein dimerization activity; RNA polymerase II cis-regulatory region sequence-specific DNA binding. The transcript is spliced from 8 exons. The record is from RefSeq and is a predicted model, not a curated record. Gene Ontology annotation, biological process: positive regulation of transcription by RNA polymerase II. Gene Ontology annotation, cellular component: nucleus. NCBI's taxonomy places the organism in Eukaryota, Viridiplantae, Streptophyta, Magnoliopsida, Solanales, Solanaceae. The coding region runs from base 244 to 909 and encodes 221 amino acids.